AUCACUAGUGCAUUGUGGGAAAGAGACAUCGACGGCAGCCAUUUUUGAUUACAGUUAAGAAGGGGAUGGAGAAGCACUAGAGAAAAGAAAAAAAAAACCUGCGAAAAAAGAAAAUCAUAAUACAAAACGGAAACCCAAGUACCAAAAAAUAAACAGAACAAAAUUGUUUUAACGGCUGAUUUGCAAAAGUAGUCAACAAAAGAGUUUUCGUACAAUACCUGCCGAAACAUGGGUUCUGAUAAAAGGGUUAGUCGCACAGAGCGCAGUGGAAGGUAUGGUCCAGACCAGGGUCGAGAUGACUCUGAAACAAGGGAGCGUCGGGAAAGAGACCCAGAACGCGAGCAUGAGCGGCGCUGGAGCGAUGAACGACGAAGUGAGAGAUACGAGGAGCGCAGGAGUAGAGACAGCCCUGAGAGAGAAAGGAAGCGAAGGAACAGUGACAGAUCUGAGGAUGGUUAUCACUCGGACGGAGAUUACCAGGAACAGGACUUCAGGGGAGAAAUGGGAGAAGAGAAAGAGAGCAAGACCAUCAUGCUGCGGGGCCUGCCACUCGAUGUCAUAGAAAGUGAUAUCCGUGCUGCGUUGGAUUUACUGGAGGGCCCCCAGCCUGCUGAUGUCAGACUGAUGAAAAAAAGGACAGGUAUAAGCCGAGGUUUCGCCUUCGUGGAGUUUUAUCACUUGCAAGAUGCUACCAGAUGGAUGGAGACCAAUCAGAAACAGCUGGUGGUUCAGGGAAAAGUCGUGGCCUUGCACUACAGCAAUCCUAGGCAUAAGUUUGAAGACUGGCUCUGCAGCAAUUGUGGCCUAUACAAUUUCCGGAGGCGACUGAAGUGCUUCAGGUGUGGAGCUGCCAAAGUGGACUGUGAAUCAGGCAGCUCCAGUGGAUUGACUGAAGCCCCACAGGGUGGUGAUUACUAUGGCGAUACUAUCAUUCUGAGGAAUAUUGCCCCUCUCACGACAGUGGAGGCCAUUAUGACUGCACUGGCUCCCUAUGCCAAUUUAUCUGUGGGGAACAUUCGUCUGAUCAAAGACAAACAGACCGGCCACAACAGGGGCUUUGCCUUCGUCCAACUCUCUUCGCCUUUGGAGGCCUCUCAGCUGCUUCUGAUCCUACAGGGAUUGCAGCCUCCUCUAAAACUAGACGGCAAGACCAUUGGUGUUGAUUAUGCAAAAAGUGCAAGGAAGGAUUUGCUCCUUCCAGACGGGAAUCGAAUUAGCGCUUUCUCAGUGGCCAGCACUGCAAUUGCUGCUGCACAGUGGUCAGCAGGCCAGACCCAGCAGGGAUCAGAGGGAGCCACGGAAUACAGUUACCUGCAGGACAGUUAUGCAAACUAUUCACAGGAUUACCAGUGCUACUACCAACAAACAGGAGCUUUAGACACUGCACACACGUCUGCAUUGCUUGGAGCUACACCAGCUAUAAAGACUGUUCCUGCAGCCACUACAGUCGUUGUAUCUCAAAGUGCACAGGUCUAUCAGCCGCAUAUACUGAGCCAACAAGCUACACAGGCACAACAAGCUAUUCAGCAGGCAGAAGUGGCUUCCCAGGCAGCAACGGUAACAUCAACAUCAGCUUCAGCUUCAUCUUCAGCAUCAGCUUCAACAUCAGCAACAUCUAGCACUGAAAAUGCCUAUGCUGCUCCAGAUACAUCCACAUACCAGUUUGAUGAGGCUUCAGGCUAUUACUAUGACUCACAGACAGGACUUUACUACGAUCCCAACACCCAGUACUACUACAAUUCACAGACACAACAGUACCUGUACUGGGACAGUGAGAAACAGACUUAUGCACCUGCACCUGCACCUGCUAAUGAUGCCACAUCUGCACAGCAGAGUAAUUCGACUUCCACUUUGAACAAGGAGGCCAAGGAGAAGAAAGAUAAGCCCAAGAGCAAAACUGCACAACAGAUUGCAAAAGAUAUGGAGCGAUGGGCAAAGAGCCUGAACAAACAGAAAGAGAACUUCAAGAGCAGUUUUCAGCCUCUGAGUCAGUUCAGAGAUGAAGAGAAGAGAGAGUCGGCUGCUGCUGAUGCUGGCUUUGUUGCACUUUUUGAGAAGAAGCAGGGGGCAUUCUUGGAGAAGCAGCAGCAGCUGACAUCUGAGCUGGAAAAUAAUGAAGAGGCAGAAAACUCAAAGUGUGGACUCGUGGCCGCAUACAGCGGGGAUAGUGACACAGAGGAGCCUGAACAAGAGAAGAGCGAGGAGGGAACAGACAAGCUGACAGACUGGAAGAAGAUGGCCUGUCUGCUGUGCCGACGGCAGUUCCCCAAUAAGGAUGCUCUUGUCAGACACCAGCAGCUCUCGGAUCUUCACAAGCAAAACCUGGAAGUUCACAAUAGAUCCAGGAUGACAGAUACUGAGUUGGAAGCAUUUGAAGUGAAAGAUACAGAGAUGAAAUACAGAGACAGAGCAGCUGAAAGGAGAGAAAAGUAUGGAAUUCCAGCACCUCCUGUAGCAAAGAAGAAGAAAUUCUAUGCGCCUCCUUCAGUGAACUAUGAACAACCCACCAAAGAUGGUCUAAACAGUGACAACAUUGGCAGCAAAAUGCUACAGGCCAUGGGAUGGAAGGAAGGAAAAGGGUUAGGGAGAAACCAGCAGGGUAUUACUGCUCCCAUUGAGGCACAGUUAAGGAUGAAAGGUGCCGGCUUAGGGACAAAGGGCAGUUCCUACGGAGUUUCUGCUGCAGACUCCUACAAGGAUGCUGUCCGCAAAGCCAUGUUUGCCCGCUUCACUGAUACGGAGUGAGCUUUCUGUUUUUGGGACAUUGAUACUCCUUGUGUGCUUGGGACCAGCCACAUAGCACAUUACGGCAGAGUGGCUGCCUUCCAUCCAAAGGACCUCCUAAUGCUGUCUACUAAGUCUCCAGAGCCUUUGCCAAGCCCACGGGGUGAGCAGUGCUCAAGGCGUCCUUGAACCUGUUGUUGUGGUGUCUCCCCAUCCCUGGAAUAAGUCUGACCAAAAAUGAUGCAUUGUUUUAGGUUGCAGUGAGUCGUCACUGACGCUGACCGCUGAGUGACUCCUGAUGCCACCUGUUCCAGUCUCUGGACAGCACAGGAGGAAUGAGGCAGUGACAACAUGAUCUCAGCCUGUGUUGUAGAGAGCAUUCACACUGUUUGCUCUGGGAUGCUUCUUGAAAAUGUGAUGUCAGGUUGAACUUCCAGUGGUACUUUAACAGAAGCUUUGCCUGUUCUGCAAUGCUUGUUUCUGUGGCCUUGGUACACCAAAACAGUAUAUUUAUGGUAGAACUAGACUUUUGUUUUGCUCUAGUGCUACAGAGGAGGAGAAUGAUAUCUCUAGCAAAGGAAUAUCACCUUGUAAUGUUUGUUUGUAUAUAUGUACAUAUUGGAAAUACUUAUUUUCACUGUAGUGUCCUAUUUUCACAGUUUUAUUUCAACUGCCUUUUUUGUGUUUGAAAGAGACCCUGAAUCUUGUUUGUUUUAAAGAAGUGUACAGUUUGUAUGAUUGACAUAUACUUCAAUUUUUUUUGUACAGACUAAAGGAUUUACAAUGUCAGUCCAUCUUUUUCUGAUUUGUUUUGCUUCAAAAAGAAAUAAAAUACUGAAAUAUAAAAAUAAAGUUAAUUUAUUAUUUCA
Acipenser ruthenus (sterlet) is the source of this 3593-nucleotide messenger RNA. Its product is annotated as RNA-binding protein 5-like. NCBI's taxonomy places the organism in Eukaryota, Metazoa, Chordata, Actinopteri, Acipenseriformes, Acipenseridae. Gene Ontology annotation, cellular component: nucleus. Bases 229 to 2745 code for a protein of 838 amino acids. Gene Ontology annotation, molecular function: RNA binding. The transcript is spliced from 25 exons. The record is from RefSeq and is a predicted model, not a curated record. Gene Ontology annotation, biological process: mRNA splicing, via spliceosome.